Molecule: messenger RNA, 2876 nt
Organism: Wasmannia auropunctata (little fire ant)
Lineage: Eukaryota; Metazoa; Arthropoda; Insecta; Hymenoptera; Formicidae
Product: gastrin-releasing peptide receptor-like
Exons: 8
Coding region: 1176-2390 (404 amino acids)
Biological process (GO): G protein-coupled receptor signaling pathway
Cellular component (GO): membrane
Molecular function (GO): G protein-coupled peptide receptor activity
Source: RefSeq, a predicted model, not a curated record
UUCUUCGGAGAGAGAAUAAAUGAUCAAUUUUUAUUAAUCAACUUGAUCAAUAAUGUGAAUUUAUAUUCAUAUUGACAUAUGCAUGCAUAUUAAUAAGAUCUAUAAGGGCUGUGUAAGCCCGCUACUGGAAUACGUAAUAAAUAAUCAUCGAAUUAUUCUAUCAUACAUCAAUCGAGAUUUUCCAUUUAAAUUACUUCGCAAAUUUCGCAAUUUAAAACUUUAGAACUUUGAAAUUCGUCGAUGGAAUAAUUUCAAACGUUCCAACCAUACAUUGGCGCUUGAAUGUAGACGGCCGAAUAAUCGUCUCUUAAGAAUUAUGUGACUUUAUGGCAAACUUAUAUAAUAUUGAAGAGAAACGUCAGAGACGAAUAUAGAAGUGAAUUAAAUUUUAACUUACGUCAAAUUUAGAUUAAAAGACGGCAUUUAUUGAAAAAGAAUUUUGCUUGAAGACAAUAGGUUUUCUAUAAGAAAAAUUUUUCUAUUAAAUAAAUUUUCCUUGCGGUUGAAUAUUCUCUAAAGGAUUGAAUUUUUCUAUACUCUUUAUUCUACCUUUGCUAAAGAUAUAAAUAUUUACAAACAGAUCUAAUAAUUUUAAACAUUUGAAAUUGUACAGGAUGACUAAAAAGUGGUCGGACGGAGUGAAAUAAUUCGAAAACAAGGUAGAGAAAAAAGUUUAGGUACCGCCGCUCAACUUUGUCCAGUGCAUGGCCGAUUUUUGAAAUUGGAUUUCGCACGUUAAAAGUUUCAAUAAAGAUAUCACAUGUCCCUUGAUGUGACGCCUACUGCGUGGCCUACUGUCACCACGCGGCGCGGCGGUGGGCGGUGGGUCGCGCAGUAGCCGGUUAGUCAUAUCAAGAAACAUAUCUCUUUGAUGAAAUUUUUAACGUGCAAUUUUUUUCUCAAAUGUCUUGUUUGCGAGAUAUUGCAUCGGUAUGAUAUUUUUUAGUCAUCCUGUAUACCAUCAGAAUAAUAAUUGUAAUUAAUAAAGUUAUUAUAAUUGUUACAGAAAUAUCUUGUUAAUUUUUGCGCAUAAUGGGAUUCAAAACAGCCUAAUAAAUCAAGAUUUGCACAAUAUAACCUGGUACAGUUGUACUCUUAUCUGUAAUCAUUUCUAUCAUUCUAUCUGCGAUAACAAUAUACGAUUAUACCUAGGAUAAACAACACAACAAGAGAUAAUGACGACAGCAGAUGAUAUUUUUAACAUAACCUUAAUGGACUAUGACGAGAACGUAUACAUACCGUACGAACAAAGACCUGAGACUUAUUUCGUACCCGUGUUAUUUUCAUUGAUUUUAAUCGUGGGUGUAAUAGGAAACGGAAUCUUAAUUCUUAUUUUACUAUGUGACCCCAAUAUGAGAAAUAUACCAAACACGUACGUGCUAUCUUUAGCUGUCGGCGAUCUGUUGAUAAUGGUGACUAGCGUACCAUUUACAUCAGUUAUUUACACGGUCGAAUCAUGGCCAUGGGGCGAAACUAUUUGCAAACUAUCUGAAUGCGCUAAGGAUAUUUCGAUUGGUGUAUCGGUAUUUACCUUAGCCGCUUUAGCAGCCGAAAGAUACUGCGCCAUUGUGAAUCCUAUUCGUCGCCACAUGGCGGGUUUAAGAGCAAACCCACUUACCAUUUUAACGGUAACCCUUAUUUGGGUCUUAGCGAUUGUCUUAGCUAUGCCCUCCGCGCUUUUCGCUAAUGUAUAUUCUAUAGAAAUACAUGAAAAUCUUACCAUUUCUAUCUGCAGCCCUUUCCCCGAAAAAUUUGGGAUGGCUUAUGAAAAGGGUAUUGUAAUGUUCAAAUUUUUGGCAUAUUACGUGAUACCAUUAUGCGUGAUAGCUAGUUUUUAUUUAGGCAUGGCAUGGAAUUUAACAUUGUCAACCAGAAAUAUGCCAGGUGAACUUCCCGGUGGUGAUCUUCACACUGAUCAAAUACAGGCGCGCAAAAGGGUGGGAAAAAUGGUAGUGUGUUUUAUAAUCGUUUUCGUGAUUUGUUUUCUACCGUAUCACAUAUUUAUGCUGUGGUUCCAUUUUACUCCAACGGCCCAGUACGAUUAUAAUUAUACUUGGCACUACUUCAGGAUUGUUGGUUUCUGCCUCAGUUUCAGCAAUAGCUGCGUUAAUCCCAUAGCUCUGUAUUUAAUUAGCCGUACAUUUCGAGAAAAGUUUAAUAGAUAUUUAUGCUGUUGUCUACCGGGUGUUCCCCCUAUCUGUGGUAGAACUCGGAUGAAAAACGGUAUGAUUCAGGGACACAGUGUUUUAUCUCAAAGACGUCGACGAUUGUUUCACGAGACCAGUUUCGGUUCCACCUCCCGAAGACGUACUCAAGAUUCGACCGCGGUAUUUGAAAUGAACAGCAUAAACUUAAAUAAGGCUAACGUAGGCGAUCGAAAUCUUGCUUAAAUCUUAAGUAAUUUCAUGUUUAAUAUAAACAAAACCUGCGGACGUCAAUGUAAAUUGCAGUGCAAUUCGCGAUACCACUACUAUCGAUAAUGAAUGCAGCUUCAUCAAGAUGAUUACAUGUGUGGUAACGCUGCAGGUUUUCCAUUACGGGGAAAAAGAAACGCAUUCAAAUAGAAACUUUCGUUCAAAUUGAUAUUUUCAUAACCAUUUUAAGGAUUACUCACUUUUGGAUACCCGCUUGUACAUAAUCUCUAAAAAUAUAGAAUAUAUGUAUGUAGCAAUUUUUCAAUUUACACUACGUACUUUUUCAGAUACGUAGCUUUUCUUUAAAAUAGUUGCAUUUGCGGAGUCGGACUACAAUCCUUUUUGCCGAAAGAAUUCUUUCAGGCAACUAGUAUACUUUUCACACCGUCAAAUUUUUCUUUGAUGAUGUAAUUAAAUUAAAUAUAGAGAGUUAGGAAAGAUAUAAUAACUUGCUAAAAUUAU